AUGGACCGACGGCGAGACGGGGCAGCCAGCGGCGAGAUUGGGCUGGGGGCGAGCGAUGACAUCGUCAAGCUCGGCUAUCGAUACAUGAUAGAGUGCGUCGGCUAUCACACUGAAGAAAUAACCAUUAUCAAGAACAAGUCCUCUCAGAACGCCAUGUUAGCUUCUGUGGGUCUGGGAGGACCAUUCGAAGGCAUGGAAGACUGGGACCUGGUUAUUCAUAAUUACCAGACGCCAGGGAGGCACAACCGGGGCUUUUAUGUCAGCGCGGAUGUCACCAACCGGUGGUGUGGGGAGCCGCUUCCUGGACAGUAUGCUCUCUGCGACUGCGGACAAAGGCACCCGAAGAACGCCGCUAAAAUAUCUCCACGCCUGGUGUUUGAGCACGCUCAAGGCGGGCAACUUUUAGAGACUGUAAAGAAGCGUUUCGAGAACCGGGACAGUAUCAAGGGCUUUGACUCUGGACAUCCAGUCGAGGCAUUGGCCGUGGAAAACUGGCACACCAUCAUCCGGUUUAUGUUUGAGAUUGGUACAGCCUUACAAAACCUCUCGGGCACUCAUCGUGCCGUCACCUUGUUAAACGUCUUCUUUCGCCACAGGCUCUACCCUCCAGACGUCUCCGAAAAGGUGGUCAAAGCCAAGCCCUUCCUAGACCGGUACCAGGCCGUGUUUGGGAACCCCUGUCUUCCAGAAGAGGUGGACGACACAACGUUCUGGAAAUCAAUGGAUUACCCUCGCCCCGUUGGCGACCCAGACUGCGACAAGGGGGAAGGACGCCAUGAAGUUCGGAUAUUUCGCUUGCCAGCUUAG
Messenger RNA from Podospora pseudopauciseta, 807 nucleotides. RefSeq lists its product as uncharacterized. The coding region runs from base 1 to 807 and encodes 268 amino acids. The record is from RefSeq and is a predicted model, not a curated record. NCBI's taxonomy places the organism in Eukaryota, Fungi, Ascomycota, Sordariomycetes, Sordariales, Podosporaceae. The transcript has 3 exons.